UGAAGAAAUUAACACUACUGAAAUUGCUGCCACCGGCGAAAAUUGCAGCAAAGGCCUAGAAGAGCGAGCAGCCAUGGCGGAGCCGAACCAAAACCCGAACCAAAACCCGAACCCGAACCCAAGUGGUGGCGAAGUUCCUGCGAACGUAACUAUUUACAUCAACAACCUCAAUGAAAAAAUCAAGCUUGAAGAGUUGAAGAAAUCACUGCACGCUGUGUUCUCACAAUUUGGUAAGAUAUUGGAGGUUUUAGCAUUCAAAACCCUAAAGCAUAAAGGACAAGCUUGGGUAGUGUUCGAGGAAGUUUCUUCUGCUAGCAAUGCACUUCGACAGAUGCAGGGUUUUCCUUUCUACGAUAAGCCUAUGAGAAUACAGUAUGCAAAGACGAAAUCUGAUGUUGUAGCAAAAGCUGAUGGUACUUUUGUUCCCCGAGAAAAAAGAAAGAGGCAUGAGGAUAAAGGGAGAAAGAAAAAGGACCAGCAAGAUGCUAAUCAAGCUGGCAUGGGUCUGAAUCCUGCAUAUGCUGGUGCUUAUGGUGCAGCACCUCCUUUCUCACAAAUACCAUACAUGGGUGGAGCUAAAGCAGUACCGGAGGCUCCUGCUCCUCCAAAUAACAUUCUGUUUGUGCAGAAUCUACCUCAUCAGUCUACUCCAAUGAUGCUACAAAUGCUCUUCUGCCAAUAUCCUGGCUUCAAGGAAGUUAGGAUGGUUGAGGCAAAGCCUGGAAUUGCUUUCAUAGAAUAUGGAGAUGAGAUGCAGUCGACUGUUGCUAUGCAGGCCCUUCAAGGAUUCAAAAUUACCGCCGAGAAUCCCAUGUUGAUUACAUAUGCGAAGAAGUAGAUACACUAUAUUUUAGCUGCUGUCUGUAGAAUUAACAUUAUUUUUAACUAGGAUCUGGAUGUUGUGCGGCUGCAAAUUUAAGCUUGUGAUCCAUGGAUGUUUGAGUUUACCCGUGUAUUUGUUGUGUAGCACCUUACCACCUCCUUUUUUCUUUCGAGCAUUAUGCUUUGCAUUUCCUCCACCUUGUAAUCUUGAUGUGCUUCUAUAGCCCAUUUUCCUUUUGCCAGUCUCA
Lycium barbarum (goji berry) is the source of this 1070-nucleotide messenger RNA. Its product is annotated as U1 small nuclear ribonucleoprotein A. Gene Ontology annotation, molecular function: U1 snRNA binding. The record is from RefSeq and is a predicted model, not a curated record. Gene Ontology annotation, biological process: mRNA splicing, via spliceosome. The coding region runs from base 74 to 838 and encodes 254 amino acids. Lineage: Eukaryota; Viridiplantae; Streptophyta; Magnoliopsida; Solanales; Solanaceae. The transcript has 5 exons. Gene Ontology annotation, cellular component: U1 snRNP.